AUGGAGGUGCGCACUCCGCCCGCUGUAGGAUUCUUUCUCGACCAUGAAUACGUUUCCCAUACCCUCAGGCACAUUCAGAUUCUGAAACACAUCGAAGUACCCGACCGAGCUAAGCUCAAUCGCACAAGGCCUCAUCAAAGGCGUAGUAAUCUCACGUUGAAGACCCGACAACGAUUCCAAAAUCUCAAGCAGAAGCUGGCCAAAAUCACAGCAAAACUAGACCAGCUCGAGAACGUUCUCCAGCAGUACUUGGAGGAUUUCACCGCCUACCGUCAGCGAGUCGUUCUAGAACUGCUAGAGACGAAGUUCGCCCGAGAGCUUCGCGAUGAGGUAUACAGCUACAUCAUCGACGACCAGAUGGCGAUCAGUAUCAAUCAUCAUGACCUAAUGGCGUCUGCUUCGCCAGCAUUCGCCAUCCCCGGUCACACGAGCGCAAGUCGUUCCAAGCACUUCCAGACGUCACUCAUACGCAAUGGCUACGGCCACUUACUCGAAGCGAGGGCAAUACUCAAGGACACGAUGUUGGAGCUAGCUCUUGCAUGGUACAGACUGUCCACGUUUCGCUUCAUGCAGGCCCACCACGUGAAUUCGUUCCUUGAAACCGAUUUUCAUGGCUUCGGCCUCGAUACGCAGAAGCUGAUCCGGAGUAUCGAGGACUUGGCCGAGCUUUACACGCUCAAGACUGGUGCCAACAUUCUGCUCAGCUUCCAGGCUAUACCGACAGACGCAGUGAUAAGGGCAAUGGCAGAUCCCAGCGCAGCAGUCCCGCCUCCGGAUCUUGCACUCCUAUUCCCGGGCAUCCAGAAGCUGGUUACAGCCGAAUACCGCGUCACGGUGAAGCUGGGCUACCACUUGAAGUUCAAGGUUGUGAGCGAGGAGCUGACGGAGGAGUGUUGGAAGCAGAAACUCGAGGAUCAUCACAAAGUCAUGCUUGCGAAACGCGCCCGCCGUGAAUGA
This is a messenger RNA of Alternaria infectoria, 957 nucleotides long. RefSeq lists its product as uncharacterized. The coding region runs from base 1 to 957 and encodes 318 amino acids. NCBI's taxonomy places the organism in Eukaryota, Fungi, Ascomycota, Dothideomycetes, Pleosporales, Pleosporaceae. The record is from RefSeq and is a predicted model, not a curated record. The transcript is spliced from 4 exons.